This is a messenger RNA of Acaulospora morrowiae, 2469 nucleotides long. Lineage: Eukaryota; Fungi; Glomeromycota; Glomeromycetes; Diversisporales; Acaulosporaceae. The record is from the annotation of a GenBank genome assembly.
AUGGAAGCUGCACACAUUGUAAUCGAUAUAAUACUUCAGAAGCUUGGUUUCAGUCGUAUUAUUCCUUUAAAACCACUCAAGGGAUGGACCAGUGGAAAUAAAAAUAUCGAUGAUUACAUUAAAGAAUUUCAGCUUAAAGCCACCAAAUAUGAAAACGUAAUUGAGUGGAUUCCAUUCAAUAGGCUAUCUGAUUUACAUAAAACAGGAGAUUCAAAAUUACGAGCAAAAUGGUUAGAUGGAAUUCGAAAGGUUGAAAAUGCUACACAGUCACGAACAUUAUCAUGUCCAGUCGAACUUGAAAAAUUUGAUUCUCAAAUAGGUACGUCAGAGCUUUUAAAGAAACUUAACAAUUAUAUGAAAUCAUAUGAUUAUAAAAUAUAUGGAAUAACGCAGGAUUCAAAAACCAGUCAAUAUAUGAUUGUAUUUGAUAGUUUCGAUUCCAGGAGGGAUUGUUUUCAUGGAAGAUGCUCACAAUGCGAGAGAUAUAAUACUUCAAAAGCUUGGUGUCAAUCGUGCGAUCCUUUCGAAAUUACUCAAGGAUGGACUAGUGAAAACAAUGAUAUUGAUGAUUACAUUAAAGAAUAUCAACUUAAUACUACGAAAUAUGAAGAUAUAAUUGAAUGGAUUCCAUUUAAUAGGCUAUCUAAUUUGCAUAAAACAGGAUAUUCGAAAUUACGAGCAGAAUGGUUAGAUGGAAUUCGAAAGGUUGAAAAUAAUACGCAGUUACGUACAUCAUCUUAUACAGUCGAACUUGAGAAACUCAAUGGUUCUCAAGUAGAUACAUUAGAAUUUACAAGAAAGUGCAAAAGAUAUAAUACUUCAGAAGCCUGGUGUCGGUCAUGUGAUCCUCUUAAAACUACUCAAGGAUGGACCAGUGGAAAUAAGGAAACUGAUAUUUGUAUUAAGGAAUUUCAACUUAAAGUCACUAAAUAUGAGAACGGGAUUGAGUGGAUCCCGUUCGAUAGAUUAUAUGAAGUACAAACAAUUAACGACUCAGUAUUGACGGCAAUUUGGUUGGACGGAAGGAGAAAACUCAGAAAUGAAGGAAAGUCACGUAAAAUAUGUACAGUUAUUCUCAAUAAAUUUUUGAGUUUCAAGAAGGGUUACAUGUGUGCAAAUAAAAUAUGCGGAAUAAGUUACAAUCCAAAGAUAAAUCAAUAUAUGAUUAUCAGUGAGUUCAGUUCUGAAAAACAUAACCGACAAUACGAAAAUUAUUCACAGUGUAAUCAAUACAAAAUUUCCAAAUCCUGGUGCGACUCGUGCAACCCAAAUAUGAUAAAUCAGGGAUUAUCAAAUGAAUACUGUAUUAGGGAAUUCAAGAUUGAAUCCAUAGAAUAUAAAAAGAUAAUUGAAUGGAUUCCUUAUGAUAAGUUUGUUCGAAUGCAGAAUAUUGGCGAGAAAUAUUUAGAAUUUUCAAUAACCUGGUCAGACGUUAAACGAGAUUUUCCUGAAAUACUCAAAGAAUCUUGCACGGUUUUGCUUAAAGUUUUGCCCCAUAAUCAAUUAUGCUUUAUAGAAUUUUUGCAAGAAUUUAAGAGUUACAUAAAACUAGAUAAAAAUAGAAUUAAUAUAUGCGAGAGAAGACAAAUAACAAACACUAGCAAAUAUAUGAUAGCAUUUGAAAUACAUGAGUCGAGUAUUGAUGAGUUUGCUUCUAAGAGAGAUUUUAAUUAUGGACAAUGUACAAAUUGUAAACGCUACAACACAUCAAGAGCUUGGUGUCAAUCAUGCGACCCUUGGAAAAUGAUUAGAGGGUGGACGAGUGAAAAUGUGAAUAUUAAUAAUUGCAUCAUGGAUUUUCAGUUUGAGGCUACUGAAUAUGGUAAAGUAAUUGAUUGGAUUCCUUUUGAUAGAUUAAAUGAUGUCAAGGAAAUUGGAAGAGGAGGAUUUGGAUGUGUGUAUUCUGCAACCUGGUUAGAUGGAAAACGAAGAAUUUUAUAUGAAAACGGAAAGUGUGUACGGUCACAUAUACAAAAAUAUACAGUAGCACUUAAGACUUUAUCGGAUUCAUCGACAAAUCCCACCGAUUUUUUAAGAGAAGUCGAAACUCCGCAUUUCUACGUUGCCCUUGCAAAACAAUGCAUGGAUUCGAACCCACAGAAACGGCUUGCAGCUAAAGCUAUUUAUAAGCAGCUUGAAGAAUGGUAUAGUUUCAUGGAUAAAGUUGAUGAACUUGAAAUCGACGAAAUUGAUGAAAGUGAAAUUGAUCUUGAUCAGCUUAAUGAACUUAAUGAAUCUGAAGUAGAAAUAUGCAAUAAAUUUUGGGAAGCGGAUGAAAUAGCUAAGCAACUACCUUUGACAUUGCAGAAACAUCAAGAUGCCGCUUAUACAAGCAGAUAUAUUGAUACUUAUAGCAUUGCUCAACGUUACAACAAAUCAGUUAGUAACAGUGCUGAUGCCGCUCGGUUACAUGAAGAAUCGGUUAGUGCUAGUGCAACAGAUUCUAAUUUAUAUAAUUAUAACAUUUAA